UUGCGGAGUUCCGUUUUCCGAACUACAAAGCUGCAGCAAAGUUUCCGAUCGAGAUAGCAUGGGAGACCAUUCCAAUAGAAAGAAGAAGCACAGACAUGAGGAAGAUUCUCCCACUUCCUCUACACCUUCACAAUCUCCAUCGGAAUCGUCCCACUCGGAAAUCCACCGGCACAACCGCAGCAGGAAACGCCGUCGCGACACUUAUAAUGCUAAUUUAAGUCUACCUAAUGAAGAAACCUCAGCUCCAAGAAAGAGGAUGAUUGGACCUGCGAAGCCAUCUGCUGAAUUACUUGCAGAAGCACAGGAGGAGAUGAGGGAGGAAGAUAGCGAUAGCCAACAGUUUAUUGGACCUCCGCCUCCUGCGGUGGCGACUGAGGCUGAGUCCACAAAUGAAGCAGAGCGUUUUGAAGAGAUCACUAGAAUUAUGGGAGUUGAGGAAGACAAUAAUGGCUAUGAUGUUUUGGGAGUGAACAGAAAUAUGGCGAGUGAAAACAUGAAGAAGAGGUACUGGAAGUUGUCUCUUAUGGUGCAUCCUGACAAAUGUUCUCAUCCUCAAGCUCACCAAGCAUUUGUUAAACUCAACAAAGCGUUUAAAGAUUUACAAGACCCAGAUAAGAGAAAAGCAUUGGAUGACAAAAUAAAGCUCAAGGAGGAGCAGGAGGAAAUGAAGGCAGAUUUGCAAGCCAUGCGUGAAGCUGCACAGUGGAGACGUUUGCAAGGUAUAUCCAUGGAGGGUGAUGAUAUACUGUUAGAAACACCAAAAAGAGAUGAAUGGAUGACAACCCUCCCUCCAGAAAGAAAACCUGGCCGCAUGCCAAUGUGUUCAACAACAUUUAGCAAGAGUUCCAAGGAGGGGCGGGGUGAUACUAGUGUCUGGACAGAUACUCCUUCAGAUAGAGCACUGAAAGCCAAAAUGAAUUAUGCUUCUAAAGAACAGGAUACGAAAAGGGAAAAUGCAGAUAAUGCUGCACUUGUGGAUCAGUACAACAAGGCUAAACGAUCAAAAUCUUUGGUAGAAAAGCAUCAAGAGAAAGGUGGGAGCAAGUCCAAGAAAAAAGCAAAGCAAGAAGAAUGGGAAGGAAACCAUCCAUGGAAACCUUGGGAUCGCGAAAAGGAUUUGAAAGUUAGAAGACAAAGUGUCAAACUUGACGCCCAAAAUAUGUCAAAGGGUUUGUCUUCCAGAUUUUCUUCUGGGUCUUUCCAGAGGAACUUCCUCUAGUAAACAAACACUUUAU
Messenger RNA from Ipomoea nil (Japanese morning glory), 1235 nucleotides. Its product is annotated as GPALPP motifs-containing protein 1-like. Bases 59 to 1219 code for a protein of 386 amino acids. NCBI's taxonomy places the organism in Eukaryota, Viridiplantae, Streptophyta, Magnoliopsida, Solanales, Convolvulaceae. The transcript is spliced from 3 exons. The record is from RefSeq and is a predicted model, not a curated record.